This is a messenger RNA of Rhincodon typus (whale shark), 709 nucleotides long. RefSeq names its product semaphorin-6D-like. The annotation marks the transcript as partial. The record is from RefSeq and is a predicted model, not a curated record. The transcript is spliced from 8 exons. Gene Ontology annotation, biological process: negative regulation of axon extension involved in axon guidance; axon guidance; negative chemotaxis. Lineage: Eukaryota; Metazoa; Chordata; Chondrichthyes; Orectolobiformes; Rhincodontidae. Gene Ontology annotation, molecular function: semaphorin receptor binding; chemorepellent activity.
CUCAGAGGAUCGGGAGCUCUGCACUUGCUCAGGAUUGACCCAAAUCCACGGAGCAGAUGCCCGGGACUAUCCCACCUUCCUUGGUUUGGUGUCCGACAAUGGUUCCGUCUCACCAGGCCUCGAUUUCCAGCGCAUGCUGAGGAUCAACCAAACACUGUACAUUUCUGCAAGGGACUAUAUCUAUUCCUUUGACCUGGGCAGGAGUCCUCAGGACGUCCUCACUCCUCGCAGCAAAGUCCAGUGGAGGACCAAGGCUAGCGAUAUGCAGAACUGCGCCAUGCGAGGGAAGCAUCGAGACGAGUGUCACAACUUCAUCCGGGUCCUGGUUCCUCGCGACGACCGGACGCUGCUCGCCUGCGGGACCAACGCUUUCAACCCGAUCUGUCGGAAUUACAAGAUGGAGUCCCUACUGCAGGAGGGUGAAGAGGUCAAUGGGCAGGCCCGUUGCCCAUUCGACACCAGGCAGACCAACAUCGCCCUCUUCGCUGAUGGGAACCUGUACUCAGCGACGAUGGCGGAUUUUCUGGCCAGUGACGCCGUGAUCUACCGCAGUCUCGGGCCGGACCCCGUCCUCCGUACGGUCAAGUACGAUUCGAAGUGGCUGAAAGAACCUCAUUUUGUGCACGUCAUAGAAUACGGCCACUUCGUCUAUUUCUUCUUCCGAGAGAUUGCCAUAGAAUACACCUUCCUGGGCAAGGUCAGUGCAGGG